This is a messenger RNA of Suillus subaureus, 620 nucleotides long. RefSeq lists its product as uncharacterized. The record is from RefSeq and is a predicted model, not a curated record. The transcript has a single exon. The coding region runs from base 47 to 460 and encodes 137 amino acids. Lineage: Eukaryota; Fungi; Basidiomycota; Agaricomycetes; Boletales; Suillaceae.
UGUCUCGUCAACGUCUCGUACUCAAAAUUUUGGCAUAUAUUCUAGUAUGGGCUCGUUACAAUGGCACAUGCAUACAUUCGGGUCGUCGGAUUAUGACGUUUCCGAUGGUUGUAGUGACUGGGACUCAGAUACGAGUUCCAGUUCACGUCAGAUGCACUUAGACUUACAAUGUUCACAUUGUUCCGUUUCUAUCGACUCUACCGAUUCAUUCGGGCCUGUGUACCCCUUGGACGCCUUCCUAGAGUCGACAGUGGCACUAGAAGAUCUGCCAGACGCUUAUGAAUUAGCAGUAACCCUUGAUGACUUUGUUUGUUCAGACUCGGACGACCUUGAACCAGAACCGGAAACGGAAUACAACGAUGAAAAACUACUUAUAUUAAAUACCCCCAAUGCACUCUAUCAGCUAUUUCACAAGGACAAGCUACAAGUCCGGGUCGCCGCAUCCCUACCUUCGAAAUGACCUCGUACCUCUGUCUAACCACUUCAGUUUUCAUGCACUUUAAUUGCAUAGUCUCCUUCAUUGAUCCGUUAAUCGAUUGUGUUCAACAGUACUAGUUUGCUUUCCAAGUCAUACAUCGUUUACUAUGCUCUUUCGUUGCUAUUUUCACUCGUUUUCAGUU